AUGACAGACAACCAGAACCAGAAUCUUGGGUCGAAUAAAGGGGAGAAGCAAGUCAAAAUCCCCAAUCAGGGUGAAGCAGAAGUCGAGAGUUCCAAUGAGUCUGGUGAGACGCAAACUGAGUCGACAAGGUCUCAAAGUACCGACGCGAGAGCACCAGAUUCUGAUUCCGGCCUCGAAGGUAUAUCUACCGCUGCCGUUCGGCGCCUAAGCGUCACAUUCACUCGCGACACAAUUAACGCAGCUACUCAAGGAAUUCACAGCAACACUGAGGCCUACAGACGGAGAACAGGCCAGUCAGACUAG
Molecule: messenger RNA, 303 nt
Organism: Lithohypha guttulata
Lineage: Eukaryota; Fungi; Ascomycota; Eurotiomycetes; Chaetothyriales; Trichomeriaceae
Exons: 2
Coding region: 1-303 (100 amino acids)
Source: RefSeq, a predicted model, not a curated record